Messenger RNA from Guillardia theta CCMP2712, 771 nucleotides. RefSeq lists its product as hypothetical. The annotation marks the transcript as partial. The record is from RefSeq and is a predicted model, not a curated record. The transcript is spliced from 6 exons. NCBI's taxonomy places the organism in Eukaryota, Cryptophyceae, Pyrenomonadales, Geminigeraceae.
AGCAGAAAGCGUGGGAAGAUGAAGGUUUCAUAGAUAAUCGUCGCUGCUGUCAUCGACCAACCUUCCACCAUGCUACGGUCGAUAGCGCUCGCCAUGCUCUGUUUGCGAUCAUGCGACUGCUUUGUGGUCCACCCUCCAUGGAGUCGCGUGACGAUGGGACGACCGACGAGCCAUCGUAGACCAGGCUUAUGCAUGAACAAUAGAGCGACGGAGUUUGCCUCCUCUAGGCUUCGAACUUUGUUCAACCAGCUCGAAGAGGAUGGUAAGAGUGCGGUGAGUCUGCCCGAGUUUGAGAAGCUGCGCGUACAGAGCAUGGUGAAAAGAUGUGUCGAUCAGAGCGACGCGGGACAGGACAUCCCUCCCCUCUCCUUGUCUGCCUUGCAAGAGAACAGCUGCUGGGCGCUCGCUGGGCGGUGGAAGAUGAUUUUCGCUCCCUUGGAGCAGAUGAAGUUCUGGAACUUCUAUCCGAGCUUUCAGUUGUUUCUAGAUGUCGACUUGAAGAACUCAAACAUCGAUUUCAACUUGGAAUUCGGCCCCGGUCUUCUCCUGCAGGGACUCAAGUGCAGCGCUCGGUCUCAGCGGGGUGACAAACGGUUCCUCCUCUCCUACGCGUUCUGGAGGAUCGCCAUCUGCUUCGCUGGGGUUUGGUUGAGGUUCCCAGUCCCAAACAUGUUGGCAAAGGAGGGGAAGUUGCUGGCCUCGUACUUCGAUGGAGACCUCUGGAUGGAGGACAAUGGCAAGGGUGACUUCUACGUCUUCCGGUACAUUGGG